Molecule: messenger RNA, 2664 nt
Organism: Dicentrarchus labrax (European seabass)
Lineage: Eukaryota; Metazoa; Chordata; Actinopteri; Moronidae
Exons: 4
Coding region: 79-1104 (341 amino acids)
Biological process (GO): G protein-coupled receptor signaling pathway
Cellular component (GO): membrane
Molecular function (GO): oxysterol binding; G protein-coupled receptor activity
Source: RefSeq, a predicted model, not a curated record
CUCAAUUUACAACCACAACCACCAGACUCAGGAGUAUUAACAGUGGAUUAACUUGGGAACCCUAUCUCUUGUUGUGGGAUGGCUGUUGAAAAUAUCACCCUGGACUCUGAAAACUCUCCAAACCAGAGCAGCUGUGAUGUGUUUGUCUACCAAAGAGCUGCAGUGGUCCUCUUCCCUAUAUUCUACUCUGUGGUUUUUAUCAUCAGUGCGUUUGGCAACAGCCUGGUUCUCUAUGUAAUCUGCCAGAGGAAGCAGAAGUUCAACUCCACCUCCAUCUAUCUGGUCAACUUGGCGCUAUCCGAUACCCUGUUCACACUGGCGCUGCCUGGCAGAAUUAUUUACUACAUCCGCCACUAUGACUGGCCCUUUGGUGACCUUCUCUGCAGACUGACUACACUUCUCUUCUUUGCAAAUACCUAUGCAGGUAUUGGCUUCAUGACCUGUAUCAGUCUGGACCGAUACCUGGCCAUGGUGCAUCCACACCGACUGCAGUGUUUGCGGAGUGUGAGGGUGGUUCGCAGGGUUUGCUGUCUAGUCUGGGUUCUAGUAUCCCUGCAGAUAGCUCCUCUGCUAUUCCGCAGCAUGCUGCAUAAGCACCAGGACAGACAAACCUGUAUGGAGUACUUCAACUUUGAGGGCUCCAACUUCACCCCUUAUCUCCUGCUUCUCGCCUGUGCCAUCUCCUUCUGCUGUCCGCUCAUCAUCAUCAUGGGCUGCUACGCAAAGAUCAACCUGAAGCUGCGAGCUGCGGCCAAACAGAACUCUAUAACUGGUCGAUCAAGGAGGAAUCACAGGGCCAACACAAUUAUUCUCCUCAUUCUCCUCACAUUCUUCAUAUGCUUCAGCCCUUACCACCUCAACGUUAUGCAGUUUAUGUCCAGAAAGAUACACCAUCAGCCAACCUGCGAGGAACUGAGGGCGUUUAAGGUGUCCUUACAGAUUACCGUUUCACUAAUGAACUUCAACUGCUGCUUGGAUCCAGUCAUCUACUUCUUUGCCAUUAAGACCUACAAGAAGCGGGUGCUGAGCCUGUUUAAGGACUAUCUGUACACUUCUGGUGCCUCCUCCAAAAUGACAGCUGAGAACAGCAGCAGCAACACCUGAAAAAAACCACAGCUGAGCUGUGCCAUAUGCCUCUGUGUCACAAAGAAGACCUAGUUUACUCUGUGUUGAUGCUCUUUGUAUAUAUCUUUCACUUAAAAUACUAUGGCAACUCUGCAUGUACAUAUGCUGUAGAUGUCCAUUAUAAUGCAAGAAAGAUCCUUUUUGCUUUCCAGCUGCCCCAAAAAAUCUCCUCAGCUUUGUUCAAGUGAUGAGCUGAGCUGAUUUGUUUGAGAAGGCUGUAUGAAAUGUAUUGUCCCAUAUCCAAUUUUCUUUCUACAUGAUAUUUUUGCCUUUUUUACGUCUUGCAGUAACGGUUGUGUCAUACAGAAACCUAUUUUAACCAAUCAUUAAUGCGUUUCUGUGUACUAGAGGACUCGUUUGUUUGUGUAAAUGUGCAGGGUGACAUAUAUUUCCUAACCUAGAUAAAUAAGCUAUGCUUUUGUUUUUUUCAACUAUGUAAGAAAUGUUGUGGUCAUUAAUGCAGCACAACAGCAAGUUUCACUUCCUUAUGUUUUUGCCAAUUCAAGUCAUGUGGCAGAAAUUGUGUGUGUGUGUAAGUUGAUGGAAUUAGUUUAUCAUUGGACGCUGGUGCAUAUAAAUCUGUAAUGUGUGCUUUCCUACUAACAAAAUCAUUAUUUUACGUUAUUCAAGUACCUUUGAUAUGUUUAAACGAGAACAUGGCACAUAUAUCUCUUUCACACCCACAUCUGAGUUCUGUGUGGGAGUGAGUAGAUGAGUACCAUCACCACUUCCUCACCCACCUUUCCUGCUUCCUUUCAGAGGCCUCAUUCCUUCUGGGUCCCAUAUCUUGCGGUGUGUGUGUGUGUGUGUGUGUGUGUGUGUGUGUGUGUGUGUGUGUGUGUGUGUGUGUGUGUGUGUGUGUGUGUGUGUGUGUCUUCGAAUUUAAGCAGGUGCACAUUGUCUGUUUAUAGUGCAGAGUCGCAUAUUUAAAUUUAACCUUCAACAUUUCCUGGGUUUUUGAAAAAGCUGCCCUAUGAUUUUGCAUAGAAAGUGAGGUGCACAAAUUGAGUCACAAAGCGCUCAACUGACUGACUGACUGUUUGACUGUUUCGCAAUUAUUAUGAAAUGAUUUAUUUGUCAAGAAGGAGAGAAAUAGAUAGUAAUGUGCAUUAUAUGACUGGUGAAAUAACAGCAUUCUCUAAUCUGAGAAUGCAUAGUGGAUGGUAAGUGCUGAUGAGAUUUACUUACUAAGUAAACUUAAGAGACCCCUGAAUGACUUGCUUAAUGACUUAAUGACAUCUUAAAAUAAAAUCUGGUUUUGAUAUGGAUCCAGUGGCAUCAGAAAAAGAUUGAUAAUUUGUGCUCAAUUGCAAGACAUUGCAAUAACCGAGUCCAGAUGAUACAUUUGUAUGAAUAAGGGUUCGACAAAUUGACAAAAAACUGACAAUGUGUAUGUCUGCUUUUUUAAGCAGGUAAUCUGAAAGAUAAUCUGGAAAAUGGAAACAAAAAACAAUGGACCUAACAAAGUCAAGUAUACAAUUUGAGAUGGCAUUGUUGUAAAUGACUCUGUUCUACCCAGUAAAUAUGAACUGAACCUCU